Solanum verrucosum is the source of this 1847-nucleotide messenger RNA. RefSeq names its product endo-1,4-beta-xylanase 5-like. Lineage: Eukaryota; Viridiplantae; Streptophyta; Magnoliopsida; Solanales; Solanaceae. Gene Ontology annotation, biological process: carbohydrate metabolic process. The transcript is spliced from 8 exons. The coding region runs from base 37 to 1809 and encodes 590 amino acids. Gene Ontology annotation, molecular function: hydrolase activity, hydrolyzing O-glycosyl compounds. The record is from RefSeq and is a predicted model, not a curated record.
GGAAUUUUUUCUACCUAUAAAUAAGUCUCUCAUUUUAUGAUAAUUUCACAACAUAGAAUAUUGAAAUUUACAACUAUGAAUACCUUCAAGAGAGAUAAUGUUUUGUGUCACAUUUUACUCUAUUCUUGUUUCUUCCUUUGUGCAGGAUUUCCAGUGUAUGCCAUAGACUAUGACUACCAUUUCACUACAAAGUGUUUGGAAGAGCCUUUAAAUCCACAAUAUAGUGGAGGAAUUGCUAAAAAUCCAGAAAUAAAUGAUGGAUUAAAUGGAUGGACAUCAUUUGGAAGUUCAAAAAUUGAGACAAGAACAUCAAAACAAGGCAAUACCUUUAUUGUUGCUUCACAUAGAACACAACCAAAUCAUAGUUUUUCUCAAACAAUUCAUGUUGAGAAGGAUACAAUGUAUACUAUUUCAGCAUGGUUACAAGUGAGCCAUGGAAAAGCUGAUGUUGUAGCAAUGAUUAGAACACCAAAUGGUGAUAUUCCCACAGGUUGGGUUAUUGCAAAAUCUGGAUGUUGGUCUAUGUUGAAGGGUGGUUUUAAUGGGAACUUUUCUGGCCCUGCUGAGUUAUAUUUUGAGAGCAAGGACAUUAGUUCAGUUGAAUUAUGGGCAGAUAGUAUCUCUAUUCAACCAUUUACCUUGUUGGAAUGGAAAGCUCAUCAGGAUCAAAGCAUUGAGAAGACUAGAAAGAGCAAGGUGAAGUUACAAGUUGUUGAUCAUCAAGGGCAACCAAUAUCCAAUGCAACAAUAAUGAUCAAACAAACAAGUUCUUCAUUUCCAAUUGGCAAUGCUAUGAGCUAUCACAUCUUAACCAAUACAGGUUAUCAAGAUUGGUACAAUCCAAGGUUCAAGCUAACAGUUUUCGAGAACGAAAUGAAGUGGUGGGAAACUGAACCACUCCCUAACCAAGACGACUACCAUUUAGCUGAUGCCAUGCUUCAAUAUGUCCAAAACCGGACCAUAUUACUCCGUGGACACAACAUAGUUUGGGAAAAUAGGGAUAUGUUACCUCAAUGGGCAAAAGAUCUACCACGUCCCUUGUUAGCAACCGCGAUUGAAAGGAGAUUUAACUCGUUGGUACCAAGAUAUCGUGACAAAGUUAUACAUUGGGAUGUUGAUAACGAAAACAUGCAUUUUUCGUAUUUGGAGAGUCAAACAGGCGAAAAUACAGUGUAUUAUUACAAGAAGGCUUAUGAUAUGGAUAAAGGUGCACUUUUGUUCUUGAAUGAAUGGGGUACAAUUGAAAAUCCUAAUGAUAUUGUUGCAAGUCCAGCUAAAUACUUAGCUAAAAUUGAGGAAUUUAGAACUUUGGGUUAUAAUGGACCUCUUGGAAUUGGACUACAAGGACAUUUUGAUACUCCAACUAUACCUUAUAUUAGAAGUGCACUUGAUAUACUUGCAACUGCAAAUUUGCCAAUUUGGAUUACUGAGUUAGAUGUUUCAAGCAGACCCCUUCAGGCAGAUUAUUUGAGAGAUAUAUUGGGGGAGCUUUAUACACAUCCAGGAGUACAAGGGAUCAUGUUUUGGUCACCAUGGCAACCACAAGGAUGUUUUAAAAUGUGUUUAACUGAUAAUGAUUUUAAUAAUUUGCCUACUGGGGAUGUUGUGGAUGAUUUCAUGAGGAGAAUAAAUCAUCAAGGAUUAAUUAGCACUACUAAUCAUGAUGGUUAUGUUGAGACUUCAUUAUAUCAUGGAGAUUAUGAAGUCAUAAUUAAACAUUCUGCAAUUAAACAUCAGUCAUUUGCUCAUAAAAUUAAUGUAGCAAAAGGCAAGGAUAGUAGUACCCUAAUCAUGAAAUUGUCUACUUAAAUUUUAAGUUUUUGAUGAAUAAAAUUGUCCCUUCAUUU